AUGGGAAGACAAAAACAAAUUUCGGAGAAACUGGCAGCGACCUUUCGCAUCCGGCGUGCGCUCCUCCAGCAGGCCCUGGCAGAGUGCCUGGGAACCCUCAUUUUGGUGAUGUUCGGCUGUGGUGCGGUGGCACAAACACUGCUGAGUUCUGGAACCCAGUGCACAUUCCUCACCAUUAACUUCGCUUUUGGUUUGGCCGUGACGCUGGGCGUUGCUACAAGUGGACAAGUCUCAGGUGGCCAUUUGAACCCAGCCGUGACCUUCACGCUGCGUCUCCUUGGGAGGGAGCCUUGGAAGAAGUUCCCUUUGUUCUUCGUCUUCCAGAGUCUUGGAGCCUUUCUGGGCGCAGUCGUCGUCUUCGGCAUGUAUUUUGAUGCAUUAUGGGACUUCGGCCAGGGGCAGCUCAUUGUGGUGGGGAAGAAUGCCACGGCUGGGAUAUUUGCCACAUACCCGGCCAAACAUCUCACUCUGAUUAAUGGAUUCUUUGAUCAGAUUAUUGGAACAGCUGCAUUGAUCUUGUGCAUUCUGGCUAUAGUUGAAGAGCACAGCAGGCCAGUUCCCCCAGGUCUGCAGGCCUUCACCGUGUUAGUCGUCGGCCUGUCGAUGGGUUAUAACGCUGGCUACGCCGUCAACCCGGCCAGAGAUUUAGGGCCACGCCUCUUCACGGCGUUUGCCGGCUGGGGUUUGGAGGUUUUUACGUGA
Messenger RNA from Salarias fasciatus (jewelled blenny), 702 nucleotides. RefSeq names its product aquaporin-3-like. Gene Ontology annotation, molecular function: glycerol channel activity; urea transmembrane transporter activity; water channel activity. The record is from RefSeq and is a predicted model, not a curated record. Gene Ontology annotation, cellular component: plasma membrane; basolateral plasma membrane. Lineage: Eukaryota; Metazoa; Chordata; Actinopteri; Blenniiformes; Blenniidae. Gene Ontology annotation, biological process: glycerol transmembrane transport; water transport. The transcript is spliced from 5 exons. Bases 1 to 702 code for a protein of 233 amino acids.